This is a messenger RNA of Rotaria sp. Silwood1, 465 nucleotides long. Lineage: Eukaryota; Metazoa; Rotifera; Eurotatoria; Philodinida; Philodinidae. The record is from the annotation of a GenBank genome assembly.
AUGCAUCUAAUUAUAAAAUUAACAUUGGCUACACUUCUAUUUCUGAACAGUAUUCCACAAAUCGACGGUUUUGUUGCUGUGCCUCUAGUACAUUAUGGUCGAAACUAUGAUGAUAUAAUACCUCAAGAACGGCAAAUUGAAGAUGAAGAUUUCGAAGAAGUUCAUAAAACGUUGACAGAACUUAUUAGUCGUUUAAAAGAAGAUGAUCAACAAACUAUCUUCAAUAUCGUUCAAUUGACUGCAAUUAUUGAAACUGUUUCAUGCCUUCGAGAUGAAGAAAUACGAAAAAAUUUUGCUGGUAGUUUAUACAAUGAUGCUAUAGAUAUGUAUCCCAUGUAUAAAGAUCACUAUCAUAAAUUACUGGAAAAAUUAAAUAAAGCUGAUCAAGUCAUUUUAAACAAGAUUAUUGAUAGAACAAAAAUGACAGCAUUGAAAAGGUGUCAAUUAUUAAAUGGUGAUGAAUAA